UGUGUUUAAGGACUGAAAUACAGAAUGGUAGUAGUGUUCAUCGCUGGUUGGUGUUCAUGUCCUCAUACCUGGUGGUGGUGAUCAAUAUUGGCUUUGCCUUCUCGGUCGGGUCUCUGUUUGUGAUCAUCAUUCGGCGAUUCAACACCACCAGAGCAGAAGCGGCAACAAUUCAGUCAACGCUGGGAGGAGUUUUGUUGUGCUCGGGCAUAUUUUUCGGUGCUCUUAUUCACAAGACAAGUGUCCGUGCCGUGUCCCUGUUUGGGUCUUUGAUGGUGUUUGUUGGAUUUGUGUCUUCUGCGUUCGUGACAUCACCGUCUGUGCUUAUUGUUACGUUAGGUGUCAUUGUUGGUUUGGGAAUGUCGCCGCUGCUUAUAUCGUCCGUUUCAGUAACGGCCAAACAUUUUGAUGGUCAUGGACAAUUGCUUGUCAUUUUGUCAGUUUUAUCGACGGGGUCAGCAACGGGAGGAUCUAUCUACCCUUUCAUUAUUCCUUGGUUAGACGACCUCUAUGGAUAUCCAGGAAUUUUCUUGAUUUGUGGUGCCGUGUCAUCGAAUACAUUUGCGUUGGUCACACUUUGGGCACCUGUAGAACAACCAAGCGUUAAAACUAAACAAACUGCUACCACCGGUCAUCACAAAGAGAUCAAUCGUAUAAACGUCAGUGUUGUUACAGUGCCCGAUAUCAGGCUCGCUUGCGACAACUCCAAAUUCAAAAUUGACGACAUUGCAUCAGAUCAAGCAGAUAACCAGACACGCACAGAACCAAGUUCAAAUGCAGGUGUCAAUGGCACUAUGCAGACAGUGGACAGCCUCGAUAAUAAUAUUCUAACCGGACCCAAAUCAACUGACCUAACACUACGUAGCAGUAUGCAUUGUCUUUUUCGGAACAAAGUGUUUAUGGUCUUUGUGGCUGGUUUGGCAUUUGCUUUGCCUAUCAUUAACAUUUUCACUGCUUUCAUCGUUGAUUUAUAUCAAGACAGAGGUUCCACUAACAAAGAAGCUUCUUUUGGCCUUAUCGCACUCAAUCUGUGUGGCGGUCUCGGCCGAUUGAGUCCCGGCUUCAUAAUGAAAAUACCAGGAAUGACUACCCUGGGUGUUCCAAUCAUUGCCUGUGUUCUACUCGGUAUAGGUAUUGUGUGCGCUGUGUUCGUACCUGGCAUAAGUCUGUUGAUUUUGUCAUCUUGUGUGAUAGGUUUUGCAAUUGGAAUACUGGUCGCAUCGAUCAAUGUGACAACUGCGAGUCUUGUUGGAACAAAACAUUUGGGAAACGCCAUAGGAAUCAUUUGUACAAUGCACGGGAUCGGAACUGCAAUAUCGGGUCAUGUGGCAGGUUACGUUCGUGACGUCACCUCCGGUUAUAAGCUGCCUCUUCUUGCGGCGUUUGGUACUGUAUGUGUUGCACUAGCGUUUAUGUGCAUUAGUAACAAACUGCAGGCGAAGAUUUCUCGCGGAGAGACAUUAUCAGGGGAAACUAUAAACGUUCCGGUAUAACUUAUGUGUUUGUCGAUAGAUUUUCGCAUACAUGUGCUAUAAAUACCAACUUGGGCGGAAAGAGACAAAAACUUGCCAUAUUGCGCAAGGUAGCAUAACAAAGCAUUGAAAAAGAUAAAAAAAGUAUUGAGGUAUAAACUGCUCAUGUAUUUGUUUAAUACAACGCUUAACAUUUCUCUAUUUAUUGAAUUAUCUCUAUGUUUCAUUUGAUUUGUUUUGUUUUAAUUUAAUUGUUCGUCAUCUAAUAAAAUAUUAAUGUCGUUUGUUUUGUUCCUGGCUUAAACAAUUAUAUCAGAAAUGUAAACAUUCGAAUUCUGUUAUGAUCAACAAUGAUAAUAAAAUUAUGGCUCUAGCACAAAAAGCCCCAGCAAAGUCAGCGCGCUGGUAACCGAUGAUUUGUGAGUCCUAGAAGAAGCAACCGCCAACCAACUGUCUUGCCUGACAGCAGCACUACUAAACAUCCAAUGUGUAAGAUCACUGGAUUCCAGUUGAUACCCUCUGACUAUGGAAAACACGGAAAUUAUGAGACAUACAGAAUGGUAAAGCUGGAAGCAAAAGAGGACCAACAGGAGAGCAAAGUCGGUCUAGAAGAUAUUAACCACAGCAUGAAGAGCCUGUUUAGAACUGAACAGUCCAAUGACAGUUACCAUCGCCUAUCCAGAAAAUGUGAUUAUCAUCCGACUUCAGCGUUAAGGACACACAUAACUUAACUACCACA
Molecule: messenger RNA, 2208 nt
Organism: Dreissena polymorpha
Lineage: Eukaryota; Metazoa; Mollusca; Bivalvia; Myida; Dreissenidae
Product: monocarboxylate transporter 14-like
Exons: 5
Coding region: 57-1490 (477 amino acids)
Biological process (GO): transmembrane transport
Molecular function (GO): monocarboxylic acid transmembrane transporter activity
Source: RefSeq, a predicted model, not a curated record